This is a messenger RNA of Dipodomys spectabilis (banner-tailed kangaroo rat), 2022 nucleotides long. RefSeq names its product SURP and G-patch domain containing 1 (gene Sugp1). Gene Ontology annotation, cellular component: nucleoplasm. Gene Ontology annotation, molecular function: RNA binding. Bases 22 to 1941 code for a protein of 639 amino acids. Gene Ontology annotation, biological process: RNA processing. Lineage: Eukaryota; Metazoa; Chordata; Mammalia; Rodentia; Heteromyidae. The transcript has 14 exons. The record is from RefSeq and is a predicted model, not a curated record.
GCCGGAGCAUUGUGGGAUUGGAUGAGUCUCAAGAUGGACAACCGGGAUGUUGCAGGAAAGGCCAACCGCUGGUUCGGGGUUGCGCCCCCAAAGUCUGGAAAGAUGGGCUUGAACGUCCUUUAUCAGGAGGAGCUCAUCGCUCAGAAGAAGCGAGAAAUUGAAGCCAAAAUGGAGCAGAAAGCCAAACAGGAUCAGAUGGCCAGCCCGCCACCCCCCCAUCCUGGAGAAAUGGCAAAGGCACACCAUUCUUCCUGCAUUUCCAACAAGUUUGCCAACGACGGCAGCUUCCUGCAGCAGUUUCUGAAGCUGCAGAAGGCCCAGACAAGCCCCGACCCACCCCCCAGCGCGCCCCGCAGUGCUCCCCCGCCCAGCACGGCGCGGCGGCCUCUGCUGCUCAGCAAGCGGCCCAGCCUGGGGCUGGGCACCCCGGGCCCCACCAGGAGCUACUCGCACGCCAAGCAGCUGCCCGUGGCCCAGCGCCCAAGCAUCUUCCAGUCCCCCGAUGAUGACGACGACGACGAUGAUGAGGAGCAGUGGCUGGAGAUCAAAGUUUCACCCCCAGAGGGAGCCGAGACUCGGAAAGUGAUAGAGAAAUUGGCCCGCUUUGUGGCGGAAGGAGGCCCCGAGUUAGAGAAAGUAGCUAUGGAGGACUACAAGGAGAACCCCGCAUUUGCGUUUUUGCACGAUAAGAACAGCAGGGAAUUCCUGUACUACAGGAAGAAGGUGGCCGAGAUUAGAAAGGAGGCGCAGAAGCCACAGGCCGCCUUGCAGAGAGUUUCACCCCCAGAGGACGAAGAGACCAAGAACCUUGCAGAAAAACUGGCCAGGUUCAUAGCAGAUGGGGGUCCCGAGGUCGAGACCAUCGCCCUCCAGAACAACCGUGACAACCAGGCCUUCAGCUUCCUUUAUGAACCCAACAGCCAGGCGCACAAAUACUACCGGCAAAAGCUGGAGGAGUUCCGCAAAGCCAAGGCGGGCCCCGCAGGCGCCCCCGACCCCAGCCUCAAGCGCAAGUCCCCCCCCAAGGCCUCCUUGGGGCCUUCGCCGCUGGCCAUCACCUGCCCCGCCUCGUCGGCCCCCUCGCCCGCCGUCACCCCCACAGCCGCCCUCCCCGGGAAGCCCGCCCCCACCCCCACGGUGAAGAGGAGGCGGAAGAGCCGCUGGGGGCCCGCGGAGGACAAGGUGGAGCUGCCGCCCGCAGAGCUGGCGCAGCGGGACGCGGACGCCUCCCCCUCCCCCCUGUCAGUGCAGGACCUCAAGGGGCUCGGCUACGAGAAGGGGAAGCCGGUGGGGCUGGUGGGCGUCACCGAGCUCUCAGACGCCCAGAAGAAGCAGCUGAAGGAGCAGCAGGAGAUGCAGCAGAUGUACGACAUGAUCAUGCAGCACAAGCGCGCCAUGCAGGACAUGCAGCUGCUGUGGGAGCGCGCGCUGCAGCAGCACCAGCACGGCUACGACAGCGACGAGGAGGUGGACAGCGAGCUGGGCACCUGGGAGCACCAACUGCGGCGCAUGGAGAUGGACAAGACCCGCGAGUGGGCUGAGCAGCUGACCAAGAUGGGCCGUGGCAAGCACUUCAUCGGGGACUUCCUGCCGCCCGACGAGCUGGAAAAGUUCAUGGAGACCUUCAAGGCCCUGAAGGAGGGCCGAGAGCCGGACUACUCAGAGUACAAGGAGUUCAAGCUGACCGUGGAGAACAUCGGCUACCAGAUGCUGAUGAGGAUGGGCUGGAAGGAGGGCGAGGGGCUGGGCUCCGAGGGCCAGGGCGUCAAGAACCCCGUCAGCAAAGGGACCACCGCCGUGGACGGCGCGGGCUUCGGCAUCGACCGGCCGGCCGAGCUGUCCAAGGAGGACGACGAGUACGAGGCCUUCCGCAAGCGCAUGAUGCUGGCCUACCGCUUCCGGCCCAACCCGCUGAACAACCCCCGGCGGCCGUACUACUGAGCGUGGCGUCCCCGUGCGUGGAACUGUCCUGCAUCUCCACGCGCCAUUCCAAGCAUUAAAGUCCCAGUGCUCACCGCCCCG